Messenger RNA from Saprolegnia diclina VS20, 11878 nucleotides. RefSeq lists its product as hypothetical. The record is from RefSeq and is a predicted model, not a curated record. Gene Ontology annotation, biological process: microtubule-based movement. NCBI's taxonomy places the organism in Eukaryota, Oomycota, Saprolegniomycetes, Saprolegniales, Saprolegniaceae. Gene Ontology annotation, cellular component: dynein complex. The transcript is spliced from 12 exons. Gene Ontology annotation, molecular function: dynein light intermediate chain binding; minus-end-directed microtubule motor activity; dynein intermediate chain binding. Bases 8 to 11788 code for a protein of 3926 amino acids.
CGCGACCAUGGAUCGUCGCGGCAGCACCCCGCGGCAGCGGCCACAGACGAGCCGGCUCAGUACCAAGAAGGAAGCCUAUCGACUGCCCGAAACGACUGCGUCGUCGUCCGCGCCCGUAGCACCGCUCGUCAAGCUCCGGUUGCCGACGCUUCUCGGUGGUCCCGCAACGACGACCGAGGAGGACUGUGGUGCUACCUCGCCGCGCGUCGCAAAGCGGCCUGUGCGCGCGAAAUCCGCGACCAUGACCCGACGUCCGCCGAGCUCGGGGCGGGUCGGUCCGCGGCCGCCGGUGCAUGCCCACCGCUUGCUCGCCGCUUCGCCUCGCGCCGCCAAUGCACAAGACGACUACUGCUCGAAUCAAGAUACCUCCCACACUAUGGCGACUGUCAGCAAACCGCCCGAGACCGAGCAACCUCCACCAACAUUGGACGCAUUCUUCAAAGCUCACUGCUUCCGCGACCGAGAAGCCUUCCGCCACAUCACGGACGCCCAUGGCCCACUCCUCGCCAAGUCUCUUUACUAUGACUCGACAACACCUUGUGAUACUGCAGUUGAUGAGGCUGCAACCUCCUGGAAAGACUGUUACGUGCUCGCAUACACCCCCGAGACUGGACGCUUUCGCAUCCGCUUCCUAGCGUCUGGCUUGGAGAAGCGCGUGCACCGCGUCAAUUUGAUGCUUCCAUCCGACAACCCCCUGGCCUUUCUCCAGCAGCGGGCUAUCUUUUUCCAGGAAAAUGCCUUGAUCCGGGACGUGUGCCGCGUCGCGUCGUCGCUCCACGACACACCUCUCGACGGCGUCCAUGUCCUGGCGCAGCACUGGAAGGAGCGCAUUGUCCAGCGUGCGAUCGGCGCGUUGCCCCGCACCAAAGCACUGCUCUCGACGCAUGGCCGUCUCUUAUCGGAUGCGCUCACCAGUGCCAGUGACGACUAUGCCGUCGCCAUGCAGAAAACGUCGCGCUUCUUCCAUCACCAGCAAGCACUCUAUCCCGUCGCCGCGGCCUACGCGGCGCAUGAAGCGACGGUCCGGACGCCGACGCCCGUGGUCAUCCCCGAGCGCAGCGCGCCAUUUUCGGUCCUGCGGCAGCAGCUGGAACAGACCUACUUGUUCGCACAGGCGUGGACGCUGCCACUGCUGAAGCAAGUGCUCACCAUGUCCGCCGCGAUCUUGCACCACGUGUCGUUCUUUUAUGACAUUCCAAGCGACUAUGACGUGAUCGCGUCACGCCCGCAGCCGCCGUUUUUGCUGCCCGACUACCUCUGUCUGCAGCACAGCACGAUGGCCAUUGCGCAAGAGACACUGCGAGUCGACUGGCGCAAGGAAAUGAUCCAGCUCAUUCAGUGCUCGGUUGAGAUUGCACCAAUCAAAGACCUCUCAGUCGUGCGCCGGUUUGUCAAGUACGUUGACUGUCUCCUCAGUCGCGACCUGACCGACCUCAUGGCGGCGUCGUCGUCGGGGUUUUGGCGCCUUCUUCUAGAGCCCCGCUGCACGCAGAUUACGCGCCAAGCGUCCGAGAUCCCCAUGUCGACGAUUCGGAAGCGCCACGUACCUCUGUACUACCGGCCACGGCUCAAGCCGCCGAUCCUCGCACUUACCCUCAUUUUGCACGCGGUACCGGGUUCAUCGCGAGCCGUGACGCUGCAGCCGUCACUGGACGAGGUCGAAGCCGCGAUCGUCGAGCUCAUUGGUACGACGACGACAUCUUUCUUGCAGCAAGUGCGUAUCGAGAGCGCGCUCAUACCCGACGUCGCGCCAUUGCCGCUGCUCCACGCGGGACGGGCGACCGAGGUGCAGCGUGCGAUGGCCGAGACCACGAGCAUCAUGCGGCGCCUCUUUGUCGAGCCCUUGGCGCUCGUGCAGCGAUAUCAAGCCUUUGUGUUGGACUUGGACUCGCGCAUUUGUCGUUUGCAGUCGCAGCUUGGCGCUGACCAGAGUGUCUUCUUGCACGACGACAUUUUUCAUGCCAUACUAGACCAGCUGGCUUGGUUCACAACGACGCUGGCGACGGUCUCUGUCUCGUCGUUUGACGGCGAAGCGUUUGGGCUCCUCCAAGUCGACUCGCGGCAUCUCAAACAAGUGUUGUACGACCAAGUCCAUCAUGUGGUCCAGACGACGCUGCAUGCGCUGGCGGCCAACUGCCACAUCCGCGAAGGCAGCAUUACGUCGGCGUUCGAGGUGGAUUUGACCAAACUCACGACGGUCCCCAAGACCGAAGUCGACGUCGAAGCGCAGUGCAACUACAUCCACGACCUCCUUGGCUCUGUGCACGAACGCCGGCUCGCUGUGCACACGAUCGACGGCCGGCUCGAUGCGAUCGCGGGCCUCGGUGUCCGCGUGCACAUAGCGUUGCACAAGGCGAUCUGGGCGCGGCACUGGACGCUCCAGCAGUGGCCGCAGCGGCUCCAUGUGGCCGCGUUGCGUGCGAGCGAAAUCUGCGACUGGAAAAAGCUCCAGCUCACGGAGGGGCUCUCCAAAGAGAAGCGCCGGUUCGAAUCCGACAUUGCCGAAUUACGCAACGACAUCGCAAGCUUUCUCGAGUCGGCGGUCUGGGCACGCGAGAAGCUCGAUGCGGUCGCUGACCGCGCCCACACGCUUCUCGAGCGCGCGGAAACCGCGGUCGCCCAAGUGCACGCCUUCAUUGCGCGCGAAAAGACAUUUGGCAGUCCGCUCUCCAAAGACGUGGAAGUGACGUCGCUUCUGAUGCGCAUCUCGCCGUACGCUCGGUUUUGGUCCAUGGCCGCCGAGCUCGUCACGUCGACGCACGUCUGGAGCAAGACCCCGUUCAGUGUCCUGAACGGCGCCGACGUUGUCGCCAAGGUGGACGCGUGGCGGGCGCAAAUGGCGGGCGCUCGCUUUGAGUUUCAAGCCAAUCCGCGCAUCAUGGCGUCCCUUGACGGGCUCGCCACCGAGCUUGAUGCCUUCAGCGUCGGUGUCCCCGUGGUCGCAAUGGUCGCGUCGGGCAGCAUGAAGCCGCGCCACUGGGUGCAGAUCGUGUCGCUUCUCCCUCGGCACCACGCGGUGACCGGCGUCGCCCAGGAAAAGCUCCUCUUCACGCUCGAAGACCUCGUCGACGAUGGUAUUCUGUCGGUGCUUUCGGCCACCGAGAGUGUGCACAACACAGCGAUCGCAGAGUUUCGCCUCGAGACGACCUUUCUGGGCCUGCGCCGGUCAUGGGCCCGGCCCCUCUUUGCCCUCGACCGGUAUGCACUCAAGGACACGUUUGUGAUUACCAAUUUCUCCGAGCUGCUCGCGGAAGUCGACGACCAGCGCCUCACGCUGCAUGGGUUGGUGGCGUCGCCGCACGUGACGUCGUUGCUGCACGACGUACUCCAGUGGCAAGACAAACUCCACUUUGCAUGCGAGCUCUUGACGCUCUGGCACGCCGUUCAGUGUCGGUGGCGCGCCGUCGAGGGCUUUUUCUAUCGCGUGACCGACACGGACAUUGGUCGGGAUGUCGCUACGAUGGAGAAGAUCUGGCGCAGUCUCUCGAACAUCGUGCGCGGCCAGCCCAGCGUCGCCCGCAUUGUCGACUCGGACAACAUCAAGGAACCUCUGGAGAAAUGCUGGCGCAUCCUCGAGCAUGCCACCAAGGCGAUUAGCGCAGUCUUGGAGCUGCAGCGCGAGGCAUUUCCCAAGCUUUGGCUUCUUCCCGACGACACCCUCCGGGAUCUUCUCGUAGCAAAAGAUCUGGCAUCGCUCGUACCGUGUCUCCAAGGACUCUACGACGGUCUGUGCAAUCUCGAAUCGAACGAAAGUGGCAGCAUGACGCGCUUGGGUCUCCAUGGCGACGAUGGUUUUUCAUUCUCGGCUCCGAUACCGUGGCAGUGGCCAGUCGCCGAAGGUUGGUUUGAGCAUCUUGGUGCACAGCUCCACAGUCUCGACAAGGCGAUCCACACUGCGGUUCAUGACGCAAUGACCGCCGCGUUUGCAUCCGCUGACGCGCUCGUCUCUGUCGCGCCAGUGCUGACCACGGUCCCGCUGCAAGUUGCAGUGGCCACAUUGCACUUUGCGUGGACACAGUGCAUGACGCGCGCCAUUGACGCGGGUGGUGCCACGGACGACGUCCAUCGCGCGCUCCAGACGUUGACCAAGGAGUUGCUCGCUUUGUUGCGGACGUGUCCGCUCAAGAUGGCCGUGCUACUCACCGACGUCAGUGCGCUCACAGAUGUCACAACCAAGCUCCAUGGCGCCACCAACGACCAUUUUAUUUGGCAAGCGUAUCCCAAGCACCACCAAACCACGUCGGGCGAGUACGUGCUCGACGUGCUGCAGACGUCAGUGGCCUACCGCCACGACGUUGUGUGCCACCACCGCCCGCGGAGUGCCUAUACGACCGAGAAGGCAGUGUUCGGGCUCUUUCUAGCGCUGCGACACGGCCGUGGACUACUGUUGCAAGGGGAUGCCGCCACCGCUACGGCACGGGACCUUGCUUGUCUUGUCGGCACGACACUGGCGCUAUAUACGGCAACACCCGCGGCAUCGUCGUGGCGUCACCUCGGGCGGCUGCUCCUUGGCGCUGCGAGCACGGGGAGCUGGCUCUAUAUCACGGAUCUGCACGCGCUGGCGGCGCCAGUCGUCGCCAAGCUGGCGCACGCCGUGCUGCAACAGUCGGUGGCGCGCCGCGCUGUGGACGGACGGUCUGCAAACGUGCACCCGCACUUUGUGUUGCUCGCAUCCGUCUCGGCCCCAAUGUCGACGGCAUCGACGCUCUCUGCGCUCUUUGUGCCGUGUGCUCUCAUACCGCUCCCUGCGCCUAUGGCGACGAAGCGCGCGUUGUUUGCCCACGGGUUUCAGCACUAUGAAGCGCUGAGUGCGUGGAUCGGCGUGUUUUUAGAUGGACUACGGGUCGCCAAGGUGCUCGUGGCCGAGAUCACGCUCGCGCCGUGGCGUCUGGCGCAAAGCGCUGCGUCGCAUUGGUCAGAGAUCUCGACGCUGGAAGCAGAGGGCGACGCCGUCUUUGCUGCCCUUGAGCGCAUCGUGAUGGCCCGCCUGUCCAUGGCUGAUGCUGUCGUGGCUCUGCAGCUGCUCCGACGGCUUGCACCAGUGCCGUCCUUGGCGCACAGUGACGCCGCCGUCGAGUACAUGGCGAGCAAGAUGACCCAGCUGCAGGAGACGACGUCAGCAUUCCUCUGCUCGAUCCUCUUUGGGGCGCCUGUUGUCGGCAAGUCGACGCUCUUGGCUGCUGCCGCCCACGGACAAUACGACAUUGUUCGGCUGUUCCCCGCUGAGGCGUCGACCUCCCUUCUCGAACCGUUUUACGGCGCCGGCCUCCAGAGUUCCUGGCUCCACGACGUUGUGACCAAAGCAACUGUCACCGGAAGGCGCUGGAUCAUUCUCGACGGACCCUGCGACGCCCGCCUCCUCGACACCGUCAUGGCGUUUCUCAACGACUAUCAGCGCGUGUCGCUCGAGGCAAGUGCAGUGCAUCGGCCGUGGCGCAUUGUGCUGGAAACAGACGUCGUCGCCGGUCUUUCUCCGUCCACGGCGCCGUCGAUCGGCCAAAUCCACCUUGAUGCCACCGGGUUCAGUUGGCGUCACGUGCUCGACAACUGGCUGCAACGACUGCCGCCGUCGAUCGCCCGGUCGCACGGCAAGACACUACAAGAUCUCGGGUUCUGGAUCCUCCCGCUCGCGUGCGCGGUGCUGCCGCCUAAGCAUCCGAUGGCGGUGGCGUCGGCUCACACGAUGGUGUCCCUGCUCUCGCUUGUCGAUGCGCUCGUCGCGAACGGCGGGUGGCCAACCAAUUCGACGGCCAUUGCGCCACUGCUAGAAGGGUGUUUUGUGUUUGGCUUGAUUUGGUGCGCCGGCGCCGCCUUGUCGCCCGCCCACAAGGAGACAUUCAACGACCUCCUUCGGCGCGCGGUUGUUGGGGAUCUCCCGCAUCACUACCGAGUGCUUGCGGCGCCGAUACCAAGCGAAAAGAGUGUCUUUGACUAUAUGUUUGACGUCGCCGUUGGGCGCUGGGUGCCGUGGCCGACUGCGACGGUGACUGUCGAUUCCACGGCCAUCGGUGUCGUCGGCGCGGCGUCGGUGCGCACCGCCUUCUUCAUCAAAGUAUGGCGCCCGAGCUAUCGCCCGAUCUUGCUCACAGGCCCGUCGUGCAGUGGCAAGUCCUACCUCUUGCGACAUGUGUACCGUUCCGACAACUCGCAGCACUACAUUCCAUGCGCGGCGGCCAUGCCCAACCUCAAGCGCCACAUUGCGUCCAAGCUAGGGUGGGUCGGAGAGCGGACACUCGGUCAUCUCCAGGGCCUUGACCACUACGUUAUCCUGGACGACUUGCACGUUGCUUGCACCGGCGUCGACUGCGUCCGUGAACUCGUCGAGACGCAGCGUUGGCGGUUUGAUUCGGGAGACAUUCGGCUUCGCCAUGUCUGGUUUGUCGGCGCCAUGCGCAGCGACGACACUCGAUCGACGUCUCAACGGCUCCUUCGCCAUUUCUUCCACAUUGCGCUCGACCCAUUGACGCCCGACGGGAUCUUUGCCGUCUGUGCGACCUCGGCCACGCCGGUGCUUGCGCCACCGGUGCGCGAUACCGUGCUGCGCGCAACGUCCGCGCUUGUACUCGACUUGCUCGAGCACCCGGCGACACUACAUCUUGGCUGGAAUGUGCUGCAAAAAGGCCUCGACAUCCUUCGUAUCGUCGGGACGCUGCCGCCCUCGACCUAUGCGAAUUUAGGGCUGAGCAUGCUCUGGGCCCACGAAGCCUCCCGCGAGUUUGAAGACGCGCUUCGGGCCACCGCCGACAUUACCCGAUUCCGAGCGAGCCUGAUUGCUGCCUUGGCGGUUGGGUUUGGCCCAUCUUCGGUCGCCCAACUCGAGUCGACGAGCCGCUUGAACGGGUUGGUAUUUUGCCCCAACGCCCGCCAACCAUCGCAGUACGACGAGAUCUACCGACCGCAGUAUGUCGCCGAGUGUCUCAGCGCGUGGCGCCUCGCGACCAAGUACCCGUCCACCGUACAUGCGUCUCGAGCCGUAAUCGCGUGUCUCGCCAAGCUCCUUCGCGUGCUUACGCUGCCACUCGGCGUCGGCCCGUACGUGUUGAUCUUUUUCCAGCACUCGGCCGGGAGGCACGACACACCGCGUCAAGUGGCCGCCAUCGCGGGCAUGGCCAGCGCGAUCGUUGGUCUUGAGUAUUGUGAGGCGACAUCGACCAGCAUCGGGACGCCCGCAAGCCGCCGCCUCGUCUAUGUCCCACCGUCGGUUGACGCCAGUGCCGUCGUUGCCACCGUGCUCGACGCGAUCCGACAUGGUGAUGGGACAGACACCCCAACGCAUACCACGUUUCUCGUACUACCUAUGGAAGCGAACGGCGACGACGAUGUACGCACCUUGUACCCGAUGCUCGUCAGCGCCCCUUUCCUCUUUCAAUACGCCCACAUUGUGUGGUUGGACGACGACGGCGGUGACUGCUUUGACGGCAACGCGGCUGCUAUUGUCGCCCGGACGACGCUGGCACCGACCAUGUCGCGGCACGCGCGGUCGGACGCUCUCAUUGCAGUCUGCGGCGAAGUCCAAGCGCAUGUCGAGCGCGCACUGCGUCACGCUGGCGCGUCGACACGCCUCGCAUCCCUUUCCAAGUAUGCGUUUCCCGAGGCCGUCGAGACUCUCUUGUCCGAGCACACGGCGCGGUGGCUAAGCAAGGAACGCAUCUGGACGCAGGCGCUGGUCCAAGCAUCGAUCCUCACAAACAACAUUCAUGCGCUAGCCACCGCGACGGAGCACCUCUUGUCGACGCUGGGACGUUUAGAAGCUCGGCGAACGGAGUGCAUUAGUGAUCUCAUGGCGCGGACCGCCGCGGCCAAGCAGCUCGACGACCAUUUGGACGCUCAUGUGGCCAGCGCCGCAUCGACCGCCGAGGCGUGUGCGCGCCGACUCGCCGAGCUGACCGCGGCGCUGGCACCAUUCGAAGCCAGUGCCAACGCGUGCGGCGUGCUCGUGCUCGACUUGCCCCACGACGACAUCUUGGAUGAAGCCAAGCCGGCGCGGCUGCACGGCCAUUGGAGUCAACUCCACGUCGUGUUGCAAGAGCUGCUGUCGCACGGCCGCGGGCGACGCCGCCAGAGCACCGUGCAAGGCGCGGCAUCCGUCGAUGGCCGCAGCGGCAGUGUCCGCGACCUCGUGCGUAACCUGCUCCAAGUGUCGAUGGAGCGAAUGGCCCACACUUCGAUCCUCAGUGCGCGCCAAUGGCGGCUCUCGAUCGCCGAUGCCAAAGUGUUUCCGACGCUGCAAGUCGUCCUCGACUACCUCGACGCGCUCUUAGCGUGGGCCAAGGUCUUGUACGACAAGCGGCGUGUCUCGACGCAGCUCGUCGACGACCGCCACCGCCUCCAGGUGAUGGAGCUGGCCACGCCGCAACAUCGCGUGGCACAGCUCCAAGUGCGCAGCGAGCUUGGCAUGGCGAGCGCGGAUGUCGAAGCCCACGACAUCGAGAUGCGGGCCGCCGAAGCGCAGCUCACUGCACUCCGAGCCAAGCGCGCCUACGAAGAGGCCGUUCGGCGCCGCCUCGACGCGUCCAUGGUACGCACCCAGGACCAGUUGGCGUCGGUGCCCGUCGUUCUCGGCGCGCGCUUGCCCGGUGCGUGUGUCUUGGCGGCCACGAUUCGUGUCUAUCUGGCGUCGUGCGCGAGUUGCUUGCGGACUUCUGUGCUCGAGUACGUGACACGUCACCUUGAAACGAUUCACUUUGCGUGCUCGGUGGACGAGAUGUUGUCGCUCUUGUUUGAAGAGCGGACGCUACUACCACGCUGGCGCCUCCACGGGCUGCCGCUGACACACUCAUUUACUGCCGCUGCCUUUGCCAUCGCGUCGAGUACCAAGCCCGUACUUCUCGUAGACGGCAAUGGCAUUGGCGAAGCCUGGCUCACGUCCUUGUACGGGGACAACCUCCUUAUUUGCGACGCGACCGAAACAAACCUCUCGCGCGCCACGACGCGCGCACUCCAGACGCGCAAGAAGCUCCUUGUUCGCAACGUCGAAGCCGAUUUGCGCUCGGUCCUUUCCAAAUUCGCCCACGUUAGUGGACAAGUGUACGUGGAUGGCAAAAUCCACGCCGUCCACGCCGAGUGGCGCGUGUAUAUCCAGACGCCAUUUGUGUCGGGCACGCAAUGGGACGAGGCCAUCUACCAGGCUAUGGACGUCGUGGAUGUUUGCUUGGGCCCGAACGACGCGCCCAGCUACUUUCAGUCGCUCGUGGCGACGCUAUGGGAUGAGAGCGACCAUCUUCGCGUCAAAGCCAGUUGGCUCACCUACUAUGACGCGCCCAGCAUCGACGACGCGCUUCUGCCUGCGCUCGCCGCCAACGCAUCACUCGACGACGUGUGGCAUUGGCUCCAAGCCGACGAAGUGCCAGAGCCGCCCCCCGCAGGCUUGGCGCCAUCCACAACGUCGUACAUGGAGAGCCUUCUUCCGACGCUACUCUUCCUCUUUGAUGCCUCGUAUUAUCUGUUGGCGGUCAAUUGCAACUACGCCGUGUACUGGAGUGUAGCCUCAAUCGCCCGGCUUGUCGAGGCCGCCAAACACCGAUGGCAAGUCGACACGCUUCGCGCUGAAGAGUCCAAGCGGGAUCUGCUCUCGCUGGCGCGCCCGGGCUUGACGCAGGCGUUCACAAAGCGGCAGUUGCUCAAGCGCGCCCAGACGCGCACCCAGCGGUUCCGAGAUCACACCGAACCACGCGACGUAGCCGACCUACACGCGCAUGUGCUGCAGUCCAUUGCGACCGUCGAUGCCAUCGUCUCGAACGACGACGCGAUGACGUGGCGCUUUCUCCUGGCGAUAACGUCCACCCGGCAGUUUGCACCGUCGUUGCAGCUCUCGGAUGCCCUGCUGAGUGACAUGGCGCGUAUUUGGCGUGGCGAAGUGCCAUGGAUCUCGAGCGUCGACGCGCUGCGCAAGCCCGCGUCAAUGGAGAAACGGACGUGGGCGAUCGUGGUGACGCUCUCGCAACACGAAGGGCUACGCGAUUUGGUCACGAGCGCACCAAGUGCGACGGAGGAUGCCAACCCGAUAUACAGUGCGUGGCAUCGCGUCGUGCAGGCGACGUGCUGUCUGUCCCAAAAUGAACUGCAUGCUGCGAUCGCGCACUUUACGGCGGUCGCGCUGGCACCGCAUGGUCUUCCGCCACUGCCGUUGCCAUAUACAAUGACCCAAACCGUGCUCCAAGCCGCACUGGAAGCGACCGACAGUAGCACACCCAUUCUUCUCUUUGUUGACGCCGCGCCGUCGGCAGUCGUGACCCUCUCGGAGCUCGGUGCACCGCUCUCGCUCUUGGCGGUCGACGAGCCGCCCGACGUGGUGCGGGAUGCGCUCGCACAAGCUGCUGCGUCCGACCGCUUAGCACUCGUGUUGCUGCACAAGCUUCUGAGCCACCUCCCGUCGCUCAGCCUCGCGUGGCAAGAGCAGCGCGACCAAGACAAGACUAGCGAGAAGCACCGUCUCAUGCUCUGUUCGUCGAUUCAUGACCCGAUGAGCAAGGCCGUUUUGGCGUGCCACGCGCACAAGCGAUAUUUGCGACCAGUGGUAUCGCUGGCCGACGCGCUCGGCGCCCACCCGUCGCCGACCACCGAUGACGACAACGACACGGUUCGUGUGCGACUUUGCACUCUUCACGUCGUGCUACUGCGCCAACAACACGUCUUCUUCGCCCCCGUCGUCCCAGUGGACGCAUCGGCGCUGGCCAUGGCCAUGCGUGACGUACUCGCCGCUCCACCAAAUACCUCGAGUGCAACGCGGUUUGCGAUUGGAGUCGCUGUCUACCACAGCUACGUUCCGGACGCGGACCGGCUGCAGGUCAUCUGUGACUGGCUGCAAUGCAGCGAGGGUCGUGGCAUCGACGAGUCCGAGGUACCGACACCCGGUGCUGCGUUUUCAAACACCCAGCGCGGGCUCGUCGAGGUGUAUGGAGACACGCUACGGCACGUGUGUCCGCCUCUCGAGCGCAACGACGAGGCCAGUGUCAAGGAGCUCCAGAGCCUCUCGCACGCCAUCUCACUGCACUAUACAUUCCACGAUGUCCUUAGUCUUGCCACGUGGCACGAGCACCAGCGAACGCGGAGUCCGUGGACCAAUUUUUUCUUUGCCGAAGUCGCUGCCUUUGGGGUGCUCGUUACGCGUCUGCAGCGGGAUAUCGCAACGUACCUGGCCGACGUACCGUCACAUCGAUCGACGGUGCAGCAAUUACUGGCGGGUUAUGCGUUUCCGCUGGCGUGGCGGGUGCUCCCCCGUCUCCAGCUCACUUCGGUCGAAGCAUUUGUCGCGCACAUGAAGCAGCGACGAAGAUGCCUCGAGGUGUACAAGGACGGCAGCAAUGAAUCCGAGUUUUGGCUUCCCGCGUUCGCGCGCCCCAAACGACUCGUGGAGCUUCUUUUGUACCAGCAUGUGCCCAAGCGCGCGCGCUUUGUGCUCGGCGACGAGCUCACACGCGGUGCGUCGAUUGCCGAUCGAUUCGCGCGUCGACUGCUCAAGAAGCCAAUGACCGACGAGACGCGGCACAGCACGGCGCUCACGGGCAUUCGCGCCUACAAUGCCAGCUGGCACCCGACAGCGCGGCAACUGCGCCGGCCCGAAGCUCUCGGAACCGCCUCGGACUUGCCGUCGGUUCACGUCGUGUACGUUGAUGACGACGAGAAUCGAGCGGCGCUCGUCGACCUCGUCGAGCUCCCCGUGCACCACGUCGACAGCACGAAAGACCCGAUCGUGAGCUCGGUCAUCUUGCGCGUCGUCGUACGCCUCCCUGACGACCCAAUCGACCGGGCAUGGCUCCUAGCACACGCGUUUCUGCAUGUCGGAUGACCCGCGGUUCGAGACCCAGCGAAUGUCAAGGAACACACUAGUUCAUAACCCAUUUAUCCCAGAGCCCACUAGUUCAUAACCCAUUUAUCC